UCAGAAUUCAAUUGCCGUCGCACGUCACAGCCAUGUCCACCAAGAAAAAAUCCAAGUCGACGUCGUCCUCUGCCACCGCGGCCCCCGCGAUCAAGAAGGCUGAGAGCGGUGCGUCCGUGCGCAUUGAGUACGAUACCGAAACGUAUGCGAACCACUACAGUCACAUGGCGGCGAACCUGGUCAAGGGAUUCCCAAACCUCCGAUGCUUUGGCCAGAGGGCGGCCCCAACGCUGAAAGGCAUGCUUCUCGCGUUCCUCAUCUUUAUCGUGCAAGGUCUCCUCGCGCUUACCGUGUUCCAUGGCGAAACGUUCCUCCUGAACAACUUCGACUACAAGCUCGAUUUCUACGUGUCGCAAUUCAUCAAGGACUACCAAAUGAUCAUCCUCAUCCCGAUCGUGUUUAUCACCCCUUUGAUGCAAUACGCUGGGCGAAGUGGCAAGUUUGAAGUCUAUCUCAACGAUGUGCUCAUCCACUCCAAGCAUCAAACGAACCAACUGCCGUCCGUGGCGUUUGUCAAGGACCUGCUGGUGAAGAAGGGCCUCAAGUCCAAGGACGAAUAGACUCCCAUGACAUUUAGAUCUAGGUCAUAGCAAUUGUAGAUGUAUGAAUGAUCAUGUAACGUUAAAACGAAAAAAACAAAGCAAUUCUAACCUAAACAAACAAUUUAAGAGCUUCAAUCAAUGAGA
Molecule: messenger RNA, 686 nt
Organism: Aphanomyces astaci
Lineage: Eukaryota; Oomycota; Saprolegniomycetes; Saprolegniales; Verrucalvaceae
Exons: 3
Coding region: 33-560 (175 amino acids)
Biological process (GO): cell redox homeostasis
Cellular component (GO): endoplasmic reticulum membrane
Molecular function (GO): thioredoxin-disulfide reductase (NADPH) activity
Source: RefSeq, a predicted model, not a curated record